Sardina pilchardus (European sardine) is the source of this 1470-nucleotide messenger RNA. It is a transcript of the gene nup37, whose product is annotated as nucleoporin 37. Gene Ontology annotation, cellular component: nuclear pore outer ring. The record is from RefSeq and is a predicted model, not a curated record. NCBI's taxonomy places the organism in Eukaryota, Metazoa, Chordata, Actinopteri, Clupeiformes, Clupeidae. Gene Ontology annotation, molecular function: protein binding.
CUCACCCAAACCGGAUCUGACGUUGUCGUCUGCUCCGAAAUUUGAAGUACCGGUACAUGCACUGCCUGGAAAGCAUGCUUUAGGCUCUGAUGUCCUUCUGUUGAGCUGUAGAGAACGCACAGCACCAGCAGUUUGGAGUGGGUCCUCUCUGGCUAACUUUACACUGCUACCAGUUGAAGCCUAGCCUGUAAACAACCCUUUCACAUCCACUAGUACAACCAGAUCACCAUCUUCCACUGCUCCCACUAGAACUAACUGGUCCAUUUGGUUCUGUACACUGUGGACCAGUGAGUGUUCGACAAGUCUUUCAUUUCUUUGGACUGAACCGGAGAUGGGAGGAGGUGAGGAGGGGGGUAACCGCGGGCCGAGCUACACAGUGGCAUGCGAGGACUACGUGCAUGUGGUGGAGUUCAGCCCCUUUGAGUCGGGGUCCGCCGGCUCGCUGCUCGCCUACGGAGGAAACUUGUUUGUGGUAGUGGCGGUGUGUCGCUUCCAGGAGGAGGACUUGGAGGUGGAGGGCCUGGAGUUUGACACCCUUCGCGUGUUCCAUCACGGGGUGCGCAUCGACACGCUGGCCUGGAGCCCUGAGUCUCGUCUGGACAAGUUGCCCCAGGUCAUCAGAUUUUGCACUGCAGCUGCUGACAGUAAACUAAGACUGCUAACUUCUGACCUGAAGGACAGCCAUGAAGUAAAGGAAAUAGAGGGCCAUACCAGCUACAUCAAUCACUUGGUUUUUGAGCCCACGGAAGGCAAGCAGAUUGCAUCAGUCAGCGACGAUCAUACUUGCAGGGUUUGGGAUCUGGAUGGCAAUGAAACUGCACUAUUCAAACUUCGCUCGCCUGGCAUGAGUGUGUGCUGGCACCCGGCCGAAGUGCUAAAGUUGAUGGUGGCGGAGAAGAAGGGCACUAUCCGCUUCUAUGACCUGGUGUCCCAGCAGGCCAUCCUGUCUCUGGACUGUGGGCAUCCGCUCAUGUCGGCCGACUGGUGCCUGGCCAACUCCAUCAAGGUCGGAGCCGUCGUGGGCACGGACUGGGUCAUAUGGGACGUCACACGCUCAAGUUACCCCCAGAGGAAGAAGCCGUGUCAUGUAGACCGCGCUCGUCUCUUCAGGUGGUCGAGGGCCAAUGAGAAUCUUUUCUCCACCACUGGGUGCCCGGGGAAGAUUAGUAGUCAGCUGCUGGUCCACCACCUCAGCCAUGCACAGCCCGUGAUGAUUGGUUCAUCCACUGUUGGGGGCGGGCUCAGCUGGCACCGCAGCCUACCACUAUGUGUGACAGGUGGCGACAGGAAGUUGUCGUUCUGGAUGACGGAAAUGUGACCAAUGACAAACUGCUUGUUACAAGAAGACCUGGUGAUUUCAAAACAACUAACUGCACUACAACUUGAUGAAGAUAGUCUAUUUUGAUAAGCACUCUCUGUUUUUGUGUGUCUAGAUUUUUGCUUUAGCAAUAAAAGCUUUAUUUUGAAUGA